Molecule: messenger RNA, 4345 nt
Organism: Spirodela intermedia
Lineage: Eukaryota; Viridiplantae; Streptophyta; Magnoliopsida; Alismatales; Araceae
Source: the annotation of a GenBank genome assembly
AUGGGAAUUAGUAAGACUGAGGUCAACUUACGAAGGUUGCUUGUUGCUUCACCGCACCAACAAAAUCAGGCAAAAUUGAUACAGGUGAGUCACAAAAUCGAUGCCAUUUCUAUUUUUCUUGUUUGAGUUGCUUGAUGAACUUUUUUCUUUUUAUAGUUCAUGUUUGUCAUAUAACUUGUAGACAUAUCUUCAUUAUAUAUUUUAUUUUAUAGCAUGCAAGAAAAUUUUAAGAAAAAAUAGAUUAACUUCACUAGGUCCAGGAUCCGCAUGAAACAGUUGAAUUUUUGUUUAAUCUGGUGUUUCUUUGACAUUAACCCUACCAGAUGUGUAGUUAUAUGAUUGUUACCUAAACCAGAUAAAACACUAGUGAAACACUACUACACUAGAUUCUUGUACCUGUAGCAAGUAACAAUCAUGUUGUCUUGGGAACACCAUAGCCAAAUUUCGUGAUGGCCACUCACAUUUUGGCGAAAAGAGAGCAUGCGUGGGGACCCACUAAAUUUAGCUUUUUAUAUCUGUGAGUAUGGUGUUUUAUGACUAUCUUAAAUUCAUUGAAUGGAAAUAAAAAGGUAAUUCAUCCACAUAUAUUCAUAUCCAUUAAAGGAGCACGAAGAACAUAUGUGUACCUUAAAUGCUUCGUUCAAAUUCUCAUCCUCAAAUUACUAUCGAUGAAAUCCACAAAGUUAUAAUUUUAUGACUUGUCAAUAACAUCGUAUGAGAGACAUUUCAAUUUCGUCCAUUUUCCUGGACAGUAUUAUUUCAAAAAAAUUAUCUGUUUUGUCUUUCUUCUUUUGGUAUUUUUUUCGCCGUUUAAGUUAUUAACUAAGCAUGCUCUCUUGAUCAUCUUUUCAUUUCUUCCAUAAACUUGCUGUGAAAAGAACCUCUUUAUUCAACACUACAUUUAUGAGCAUGAUGGAGUUUUCUUGGAUUUUUUGAUAGGGAUGGCUAGAUUUCAGGGUUGGUUUCAACUUCAAUUACAUAGUCCCUCCGUUUUUUUCAUUCUUUGGGGAAUUAAAGAACACAAAGUUAUGGUUUUUUAUGGAAGGGUUUAUUUAUCCCAUCAUUUCUUCUCGUAUCUUUGAGCUUCUAUUGGAGGAGACCCAGAAGCAUGACGAUGGAAAUCCAAAUCAAACCGGUUAUUGGCAGACUUAGUGGAUUUUUUUUCUCUGCGAUUUGGUGGGUGAUACAAUCCCUUUUGGAAGGAUCGGAUCUGAGUGAAUUAGGAGAGAAACAAUUGUAUGAAUUCACAAACUCGGGACAAUUUUGUUGAGAUAGAACGUCAAGGAUGACAGUUCUAUCGAAGUACAAGAAACGAAAGAAGGAAAGAAGAGUAAAAGGGUGCGGAAUUAAUUCGAGAGGAUUCCCCUGCCUUUCUUAGUUCCGAACUGUUCUCCCCUUGAUAUUACCCCCCGAGGUUUAUUUAUGGUCCUCACACGUUGUCCACAUGUCCCCCUCUUAUGCCUUCUAUAUGUCAGUAAUGGGGCCAUAACAGUGGACUAGUUGAAUGCCUCUGUUCUUUCAGAGUAGAAAUUGUAUAGUCUUCUUCACUCUUUCUCACAGAUGCUUUUAAGAUCUGUUCAUAUUAGGCACAAUGUUGGUUCAUCUCACAGUAAUAAAAGAAAAUAAAGAGUCUUGAAGGUAAUCACAAAGUUACCUAUAAAAAAAAUGUAUGGAUAAAUGGGUCUGAUCAUUCGGGAUUGCAAGUGGCUGAAUCUGUUUUUUUUUUUUUUCCCCUUUUUAUUACCCCUCAGUGAACAUUUUUUAUUGGAUGUGCCUUCUUUUUCUCACUCUAGCUUUGUGCAUGAACACGCAGUAUGUUGCCAAGUUGCGAGAACUUCUGGAGGAAUUGGGCGCGGAGACAACGCCAGAAGGACUGACGAGGUUCAUAUGGUCUUUAAAUUUUUUCAUCACCUGUUAUAAUUUUCUUUUUUUAAUAUUUUUUUUAUCUUGAAUUUGCAUUAAACACCACUGCCCAUCCUACCUUUUCUACGUUCUUGUUCCUAGAAUAGGGAUGAAAACUAAGGAAAACAAUUCAUUGCCUUACUCAUUUUAUAGACCAGUUCCCAAGCAAGGACAGCCAGUUGCCACUAAUGGGCUCUAAUUUUUAAAAAUAUGAGCCCAAGCCCAGCCGGGGCUCAAUGAAGAGCCUGAGCUCCCAGCCUAUUAGGGUGUUAGUCUGCCAUUUAGAAUGUGGGCCCAUUAGGGUAAGCCCAUUUUUGGUAUUCGAAUAUGGUGUUAAAUCGGAAAACCUAGAAUAUUGCCUUAUUGACUAUUAUAGAUAUGCACUUAAAAUGUCAGUUAAAAGCGAAAAUUCUUAUGGUCAGCAGUCCCCGAUCUAAUUUUUAUGUGAUAUUUAUUUUGAGAAUAUUAUAUUCUGCAACAUUAAUAUUUAUAAUUUCUCUUGAAAAAUAUUUAUUACAAUUUUCCAUUAUAUAACAGGGAUUUAUUUGAAUGUAUGAUUACAGCGUUUCCAAGGCAAAGUUGAAUGAAUAUUCAGAGAAGAUUGAAGCUCUUGCAUUAGAGCUGAUUGCUCCUCUGGUACUUGUUAUUAAUUUCCAUUCUUGUCGUCAUUUAAAACAAUUCUUUCCCCGAAAAAUUAUAUUUUUGAGAGAAAUUUCAAGCCCCCUGCAUGGCAAUUAACGGAUGCUUUGGAAAUUAACGUCCAAAUAUAGCAGCUUAUUGAAAUUUUUAAUGCUGUUAAUUUACCUCGCUGGGAAUUAAUUCAUGUGGUCAGCCUCAAGAGCUUGAGCCUGUGGAAAUCGUUCAAGAGGAGCCCUCAAGCAACCCUGACAGAAUAACCUCUUCUGGGCUGAGAAGAAGACUGACGUCAGUGAAAUCCACUUUUAUAAAUAGAAAUCUCGUAAAUAAAUAAAUAUUUAUUUAUUCGUUUAAUUUUUUUAACGGUUUGCAUUUAAAUAUUAAAUGGAACUUCCCAGGCAUCAAACAGAAGCUGUUGUUGAGAGGGCAGAUGAGAACACAGAAGGCAAUCGGAUGGCUCCAGUGAGGCUUGAUACUGCAGGGCAUGCCCACAUCGAUAAACAUAGGUAUUUGUCUAUAAUUAUAUUUUUUUUCCCUUGAAAAUAGAAAUAAAAUAAGGAUAUGGGCAGUGGGAAAAAGACCCAUUUCGGAUUGAAUCAGGUGGCUGGAUUGAUCUGAUCAGGUGAAUCAGAGGGAAGGAGAGAUGGGCGGCAUGAAUCGGUUUGACUUUCCAUCUGGGUUUUCCAAUCUGAGCUUUAGGAAGGAAGGAGAUGAACAGAAUUCAUUUGGGCCCAUCGGGUCAAAGGGGGCCCGUUUAGCCAAGAACCGACCGAGCUGUUUGGGAUUUUCUAAGUUUAGACUAGCAUUCACUACGAAUCAACCUUUGGUCAAAGGGUUCUGGCUAAUUGUAGCCCAUCACCAGUUGAAUCGACACUUUUGGUUACAUUAUUAUGAUAAGAUCCUCCCAUAGAAAUGGAGUAGGAGUCUUCCUAUCCCCGUUGACUUCUAGUCCUAUUUCAGUCCUCUGCAAGUAAUAUUUGAUUUUAAGCAUAAUUAGCAUCCAUUUUCUAUUUAUGCUGAACAGGAAGCUUCAAGAGGAUUUGACUGACGAGAUGGUCGUUCUGGCUCAGCAACUCAAGGAGAACAGCCUCCUCAUGAACAGGUCCUUGCAGGACACCGAGAAGGUACUGGGCCUCAUCAUCCCUUCUGAAAAUGCCCAAAUUAUUUAAUUUCUUAAAAAUCAGUUCUUUCGGGAUAAUCUUGAUACCAGAAUCUCCAGGCCAGCUCAUAAGUGAGCUCAUGAAAUCUCAUCGAGAUUGGUCAACGAGAUCUUGGUGGGUUCUGUGGAUCCGUCUGAUUCAGCUGCAUUUUCAUUGGGUCGUCUGAUUCAGUCAACCCCAUCCUGCUUCAUUUUCUGUGGAUCAUCUAUCUGAUUCGGCAGAUCAUCUGAUUCAAUCUGGGUUGACCAAUCAAUCAAUUGGAGAAGCCCGAAUCUACCUUUUUUUAUAAAAAAAAUCAGUUCUUUCUAAAUAAUCUUGAUAUCAGAAAUCCUUGCCCAUCGGUGAUCGUCCCAUGAAAUCUGUGGGUCGUCAUAUUCAGUCAACCCCAGCCCGGCUGGGCUGACCAAGCAGUCAAUCGGAAGAGUUGACCUUUCUCUGAUGCUCUCGGAUUCGGCUUGAUGGUCCGGCAGGUACUAGACUCGACUGAGAAGGCGGUGGAGCACAGCCUGGCUGGCACGGGCCGGGUCAACGCCAGGGCCAUGGCAAUCUACUCCCAGAGCACCAAGACGUCCUGCUUCACGUGGCUCGGGAUCUUCUUGAUGACCUGCAUCUUCAUCAUGGUUGUCCUUCUCAUCAGAAUCACUUGA